Aspergillus vadensis CBS 113365 is the source of this 846-nucleotide messenger RNA. RefSeq lists its product as uncharacterized. NCBI's taxonomy places the organism in Eukaryota, Fungi, Ascomycota, Eurotiomycetes, Eurotiales, Aspergillaceae. The record is from RefSeq and is a predicted model, not a curated record. The transcript has 5 exons. Bases 1 to 846 code for a protein of 281 amino acids.
AUGACAACAGACACCAAUAUUCCAACUGCUGGCCACCUGCAGGUACUGCUGGACCCGGCUGUUACUUCACAGGAUACUGUGGAACCUAGAAUUAUCCUCGUUCCAGGAAUCGGAACAAUCCCACCUAAAAAUUGGCCGUUUGCCAACCCAACUUGGCUCGCAUCCCUACAGGCUCCGGUGCUAAGGCACGCGUUCUCUCACCACAGACAGGCCAAUCUCACUGGUCUGUCACAGUUGAGGUGGCCUUAUAGUCAAGCAGGUUUUAUUAAUCGAUACGGGUCGAUUGUCAACGCUAUAGCUGGCGUUAUUUUCUUCAGCACUCCACACCGUUAUGGCGAUAGGGUUACAAGCUUGAUGCGUUUCCGAGAUAUCUUGGGAGCAACAACAGGUAGAAAAAUGAAGCUCUCGAAAUCCAGUGUUGAGCAAGAAGGCGCUAUAUUGCUCGAUCUCGCCGAUAGAUUCGAGGAGAUCUCCUUCCGGUCUCCGAUAUUAUCGAUCUAUGAAUUGAGACAAUCGAAGAGCAGAUCAAUACCGCUACGCCGGAAAUACCAGCAGUUGGUUGACCGUGGAGCUUGCUUAACUCAUGCCCCCAUGGAAACUGUCAUUGGCCUCAAUAUCAACCACCAUGAUUCAUGUCUUUUUACCAAGAGUGCUGGCAAUGAGGGCAUACCCGAGUUGGAGAAGUUUGUUCACGACACACUACAUGAUGCCGUGCUUCUUGUUGCCUUUAGACUUGAGGAUCGUAUAUUGAGAAGCAUUGAAAAUUCGUGUUAUCAAGCUAAUGGUCCAGUAGGGGUAGCAAGAUGUAAUGAUGAGCAAUACUCGCCCACCAUGAGCGACCCGUAA